Molecule: messenger RNA, 3009 nt
Organism: Penicillium brevicompactum
Lineage: Eukaryota; Fungi; Ascomycota; Eurotiomycetes; Eurotiales; Aspergillaceae
Exons: 2
Biological process (GO): nucleoside metabolic process
Molecular function (GO): catalytic activity
Source: RefSeq, a predicted model, not a curated record
AACCUUCGAAAGGUCACGCGGGUGACUCAUUCUCCGAAUCUUUCUCACGUUGAAGCCUUGUCGGAUCCUGCGAAUUACACCGUAGGCUGGAUCUGCGCCUUGCCCGUAGAAUAUGUUUCCGCGCAAGUAUUCCUCGAUGAGAAGCACGACAAACCCCGCUUUGUGUCGCCAAACGAUACCAACGACUAUGCGUUGGGCAAGAUGGGAGAACACAACGUCGUCAUCGCCGUCUUACCCGAUGGUGAAUAUGGAACAGCUUCUGCCGCUAGUGUAGCGACAAACAUGCUCAACAGUUUCCACAACGUCAGGAUCGGCCUCAUGGUCGGGAUUGGCGGGGGUGUACCAAGCGAGAGCCAUGAUAUUCGGUUGGGCGAUGUUGUGGUCAGUGCGCCUCGCGAUGGUGAUAGUGGUGUGUUUCAAUACGAUUUCGGCAAGUCGAUUCAGGACCAAAGUUUUCAGCACACACGGUUCUUAAACCAGCCACCGGCUAUUUUGCGCGCUGCAAUAGUGGGUAUUCGAGCUCAAUAUGAGAUAAAAGGGCAUCAGCUUGAAGAAGCCAUUAACAGAAUUUUUGGGAAGAACAUGAGACUUUGUCGGAAGUACAAACGGCCAGAACCAAUCACCGAUAGGCUGUUUCUUCCCGAAGUUAUCCAUCACCAGGCUGGCUGUGCUAUGUGUGCGGUUGAUUCUUCCACGCUGGUACUGCGAAACGAGCGGGCUGACGACGAGGAUAACCCUGCGAUUCACUAUGGCGUGAUUGCUUCUGGCAAUCAGCUCAUGAAGAAUGCUUUGAUUCGAGAUCGGCUUGCCGCCGAGAAAGACGUCCUCUGUUUCGAAAUGGAAGCCGCGGGGCUGAUGAAUACUUUCCCAUGUCUGGUCAUCAGGGGUAUCUGCGACUACUCUGACUCGCACAAGAACAAAGAGUGGCAAGGGCAUGCAGCUAUGGUGGCAGCUGCAUAUACAAAGGAUCUGCUACAGAGAAUUCCUCUCAACAGAAUUGAAGCCGAGGAGAGGUUAAGUGCUGUUGUGUCUGAGGAGCUGAAAGGCAUCCAAUAUCGCUUAGAUCAAGCAUACAGUCAGAACGAACGGCACUUUAGAGAACAGAAAGCGAGAGUCUUAACGGAUCAACAGCGCCUUUGUUACCAAGUAUUCAAGGUCGUUAACUACGCGGAGCAAAAGAAUAUAAACCCUCAACGUGCUGAGGGAACCUGUCGAUGGGCUUUCGAGAGCUCUGAAUACAUCCGUUGGUGGAAGAGCAACUGCAACGAUCUUCUCUGGGUGUCGGCUGACCCAGGCUGCGGAAAAUCUGUCCUCGCCAGAUCGAUAAUUGAUGGUCACCCAGAGACCUCUCAUCAAGCUGUGAGAAUAUAUUACUUUUUUUUCAAGGACAAUGAUGAACAGAACAAUCUUGCUACGGCGCUAUGUUCGGUACUUCAUCAGCUAUUUAGCCAGCAUUCUGAUCUAUUGACACAUGCCAUUCCGGCCUGGGAAAAGAACGGGGAGACACUUAGACAAGAAGUUGACGAGCUUUGGCGGAUUUUGAUGGCGGCAACAUCAGCCGACAUGUCGUGCAAGACCAUUUGCGUAUUCGAUGCACUUGACGAAUGCCGCGAAACGGAUCAACGCGGAUUAAUUGAAAAGCUCCAAGCGUUUCAUCGCCAGCCAUCUUCUUCGACAGAGCAAACAUGUUUGAAAUUCCUGGUCACCAGCCGUCCUUACGAUCAUAUACAGGAUCACUUUCGAGUAAUCAACGAUUCUUUUCCCCAUAUACAUAUUAAGGGGGAAGAACAGAAUGACCAAAUCCAUGAGGAGAUUGAUCUGGUAGUGAGGACUUGGGUGAGAAAACUAGCUGAAACAGUACCACUGUCGCCAGAGCUUCAUCGUCGAAUCGAACAGCAGCUACUUCAAAUGGAAAACCGUACAUAUCUCUGGCUACACCUAGCCAUUGAUGAUAUCUGUACCACUUUCAAGCGCAGCCUUCGGCCUGCUGAGGUUUCGAUUGCACAGAUACCGAUACCGCCUUCUGUGAAUUCAGCAUAUGAAAAGAUUCUCUCGCGAGUCCCACGCGAUCAAUGGGAUACAGUCAAGAAGAUAUUGGAAAUUAUCGUGGCGGCACGUCGUCCUCUGACAAUAGGAGAGAUGGCCAUGGCGUUAGGCAUUGCUACCAGCUCAAAGCCACGAACGACACAGAAUUGUGGGUUAGAUUCAAUGAAUUUAGAUGAGAAGCUUCGGCAAUUAUGCGGACUGUUUAUUUUCACCAACAACUCCAAAAUCUACCUCAUUCACCAAACAGCUAGGGAGUUUCUCAUCAAAAGAGAGGUUGAGCGACCAGAGAGUAUGGUACGGCAAGGAUGUGUCCAGCACCAAGAAGCAAAUCGAGCCCUUUCGGAAAUUUGUGUGGCUUACUUGCACGAGGAAAUCCAGAAGAGUUCAUGCCAACUCCGCACGGGUGCAGAGCCUUGCACUGAGAACGAUACAUUUUUGAGAUAUUCCGCAACCUAUUGGAUUGAGCAUAUGCGUCACACACGCGGGUUAAAGCCUCAUUUUCUCCGCCUGGCGGGUAGCCUCUGUUGUCUGAAACAGGCAUCGGUGUGGAUUGGUUCCGUGGAACCACCGCUCCGAUACUAUUGCUAUGCACAUGAGCCAAUGCCUUUCUUCUGGGUAGCGAGGUGGGGACUGGAAGAUAUCGCGUUCUUCCUUCUGGAAGAUUCAAAUAUCCAGAUCACAAAUGAUGUUUUGGAAAAAGCUGCAGCCAGUCAGUUCGCAGUCAUGAAAUUUCUCCUGGAUCGAAAAGGAGAUGAAAUCGAUAUCACUGAUAGUGUUUUGCAAAAGGCUGCUGCCAACGAGGAGAGUGGAUUCGCAAUCAUGGAACUUCUAAUUGAACGAAGAAGGGGGAAAUACGGAUCACCAAUGAAGUUGUGCAAUCUGCUGCAAGUAAUGGGAGAAGCGGAUUGGCAAUCAUUAGACUUCUUGUGGAUUUCCUUGACAGCGAGGGGAACGAAGUCAUAA